Ceratitis capitata (Mediterranean fruit fly) is the source of this 3545-nucleotide messenger RNA. It is a transcript of the gene sqd, whose product is annotated as RNA-binding protein squid. Gene Ontology annotation, molecular function: RNA binding. The record is from RefSeq and is a predicted model, not a curated record. Gene Ontology annotation, cellular component: nucleoplasm. Bases 175 to 1053 code for a protein of 292 amino acids. NCBI's taxonomy places the organism in Eukaryota, Metazoa, Arthropoda, Insecta, Diptera, Tephritidae. Gene Ontology annotation, biological process: regulation of gene expression. The transcript is spliced from 6 exons.
CAACAAUUUUUCGCGUUUGUCUCUUCCGGCCAUUAUAGAAGUCACUACGGCUCGCCACGAGUCUUCAAAUUUGUGUUAAAUCUUGAAAAAUAAACUUAAAAAGUUGCAAUAUUUUAAAGUUUACAUUAAAAGUAUCUUAGUGAAGUCCCGCCAAAUAAUUUUUUUAAACAUAAAAUGGCUGAUUCUAAGAAUAACGAUGUUGAGAUGAACGGUGAGGAUUUCUCUAAAGACGUCACCACAAACGAAAAUGAGAACGGUACCGGCACUAAUGGUACAAAUGGAAACGCCGAGGGUCAAUCAAAUGCUCGUGAUGACGACAGAAAACUAUUUGUUGGUGGUCUUAGCUGGGAAACUUCUGAGAAGGAACUGAGAGAACACUUUGGCAAAUAUGGUGAAAUUGAAAGCAUAAAUGUCAAAACAGACCCUCAGACCGGCCGUUCACGUGGUUUUGCUUUCAUUGUAUUUACUACCACCGAAGCCAUUGACAAGGUACACGCCGCCGGUGAGCACAUCAUCAAUAAUAAGAAGGUCGAUCCUAAGAAGGCCAAGGCGCGUCAUGGAAAGAUCUUUGUUGGUGGUCUUACAAAUGAAAUCAGUGAUGAUGAAAUCAAAACAUAUUUCAGCCAAUUCGGCAAUAUUGUUGAUGUUGAAUUGCCUUUCGAUAAACAAAAGUCUCAAAGAAAAGGUUUCUGCUUCAUUACAUUCGACAAAGAAGAUGUGGUGAAUGAAUUGCUGAAAACACCUAAGCAGAAAAUAUCUGGCAAGGAAGUUGACGUGAAACGUGCCACACCUAAACCAGAAAAUCAAAUGAUGGCCUUGCGCGGAGGUCGUGGUGGCAUUCGUGGUGGACGUGGAGGAUUUGGUCGUGGAGGAUAUCCACAAUGGCCUGGUCAGGGCGGUUAUGCUCCCUAUGGCGGUUACGCUGGUGGAUACGAUCCCGGUUAUGGUGACUACUACAGCGGUGGCUAUUACAAUGGCUAUGACUAUGGAUACGCUAGACGUCAAAACAAUCAAAAUAACGUUGUGCAGAAAGCAAAAUCAAAAAGAAUAUAAAUAAAGUGCAAUAGAUUAUUAUUUGCCCUCAACUUUUUGUGUACGCUUUGAUUUCAAAGUCCCUAAUAUUAUUUGUAUUCAUUAUUUUUAUUGAUUAUUAUUGCUUUACUUAUAAAUUAAAUACAAAACUUUUGCGUAACACUUAUUAAAUGUGUUUAUUGAAAAUUUUAUAUAUAUUAUAAAUACAAUAUAUAUAUAUUUGUGAAACUAUUACAUAAAAAAUUAGUAUAUGAAAUAAUUUUGUAAUACCGAAUUUUCUGAUGUUUCGCCUCACACCACAAACCUCUUAUACAUAACGUAUGUAUAUAUGUAUAUGCAUAUAUGUAUACUGAAAAAAACAAACUGAACUUGCUACCGUAACUCGCUACAACUAACAAUUGCAUAUAUACCUAAUUGUCAGACCAUAUUUGAAAAGUUAUGAUCGUCUAGUUGAGGCGGCGACAAUAACAGCGAGAAAUUUAAACAGUGACAAGACGAAAAACAACAAUGAACACACUAGCAAAAGAAAAAAUAAGGCAAUACAUUUCUUCUUUUUUGUUUGAAUUAAACUCACCACAUAACACCGGUUUCAAGUUAUUUUUCCUUCUUCCUGUUAAAGAUUAAUUAAUUUAUACGUAAAUGGUUUAAAUUUUCAGAAUUUAAUUUUUAAGUUAAAAAAUUGCAGAUCGAAAUUUAGACAGAUAAGAAAGUUAAGAAAUUUUGUUUUGUAAUGAAAAACUGUAUUUCUGAAAUUAAGUCAGAUUGCACAAAACUUGCUUUGCUAAAAAUUCAUUUUAAAACUUUUCGUUAUGAAGAGUUAAAACACGUGUUUGAACCAUAAAUUUAAGCAUAAAACAAGCAAAUUUAAAAAUUUUCACGAUAAAUUACAAUUGAAAAACUUGUCAAUCUGCACAGAAUAUUUAGCAAAGUGAGGUAAAAGGUCUUAAACAACAAUACGGUCUAUUUUAUUUGCAUUAAAAUCUUACAUUAAACUAAAGAUUUUCUCCAGUAAUAUUAUAUUUGCAAAUUAUUUUGAAUUCAAUAACGUUUACUUUUUUUCUUUAAUUUAUUGCAUAUAUUUGAUAUGUUUUUUGAAUAAUUGCUAUCAAAAAAAGCUACUUACACUUAUCUUCUCUUCAUAAUAAGUCAAUCAAGCACACUUAUUAAUUUUUUUGGUUCAGAUAUUAAUAAAUAAAAGUAAACAAUUACAACAUCAUAUAUCUAUUUCUUUAAUAAUUUUAAAUUUUAAAUUAGUAUUUAGUAAUGAGAAAACUUCCACAUUUAUUCAAUAUUAAAUGUUUUGCAUUAGAUUAACGUUCAAGUAUAAAAUUAGUUUUUAAACUUCAUAGUUAUUCACAUAUUUAAAAACAACAGUUUUUCAAAAAUUAAAUAUAUAAUAACAAUAAUAAAAGAAAUUUGCGUUUGCGUUUUUGUUUUUCUUGUAAAAUUUUACACUAGUAAUAAUAACUUUUAACAUAAAUAUCUUUAAAAACAAUCAAUUUAUUCAAAUUAUAAUCGAUUUAAAAUAUUUUAUAAUCCUAUACAAGUCCCAUGAGUUAUAUAUGAAAAUUUAAAAAAAAAAAAAAAAUCAAUUUAAAAUGUAAAACGCCUACCGCGACGCCGACGAAGAAGAAGAAAGCGAGAGAUGAAGUGAAUUAUUUAACUAUAAAAAAGCAUUUUUGGUGAGGUGAGACAUUAAAAACACAGAAAAGCAAGCAAAGCAGUUGCAUUUAUAACACAAAUGUACGAAAAUCGUUUCGGUGCUGAUGGCAAAAAGAAAACAGAAUUGAGAACAUAAAGAAGGCUAUUAUAAACAACUACAUAUUUCGGCAAUAUCUGCCUUAUAGCAGAACCAAAUUUCUCCAUCAAAUUACAAAAUUCAGUUUUUUUUUUUUUUUUUUUUUUACUUUAUCCACUUUGUUGAUUUUUGCCAUUGGCGUCUACCGAAAUGUGCGUUCGUUUGUAAUUUUAAAGCGAAUAUAAAUAUGAGUUUUGCAAUGAAAAUACUACUGUGUGGAAAAUGAGGUACCGUAAAAUGAAUGAAAAAAUGAAUAUAGAUAUGUAUGUAUUAUUUAUAUGUACAUAUAAUUUUUGUUUUAUCAUACAAAGUAAAAAAAAAAAAACUAAAAAUAAACAACGAGGGAGUGCAAAUGUUGAAUAAAGUUAAAAUAAAAUGGUUGAAAAGAUGUCACUUUGAAAAGGAAAAUAAAUUAAUAACAAUCGCCACAAUUAAAGGGUUGGAUUUUGAUAGCAUUUAAAAGCAAAAUUUCUUUGUCAGCCGACAUAUAUAUGUAAAAAAUAAAACACCUAAAAUUGUUGCAACAUUGAGUUCAGCGCCGUUUCGCGCCGAAUAAGCAAACACUUGCUUCUUAAUAAAUCGAAAUCAUCCCUUAAAGUGAGAAAAAUAUGGAACAUUUUAAAAAUUCUAUAAUAAAAAAUAACUAAAAUAGUUGUUAUUAAUAUCAUGAAAUUGAAGUUAUUUGAAAGUCACAAAAACAAAAAGAAAAAAAAAA